Podarcis raffonei (Aeolian wall lizard) is the source of this 1132-nucleotide messenger RNA. RefSeq names its product small integral membrane protein 24 (gene SMIM24). The record is from RefSeq and is a predicted model, not a curated record. The coding region runs from base 602 to 1060 and encodes 152 amino acids. The transcript is spliced from 4 exons. Lineage: Eukaryota; Metazoa; Chordata; Lepidosauria; Squamata; Lacertidae.
GGGGAUGGAAUAGGACGUCCCUAUUUUCAGGGGAGAAACAUUGGAGGGGAUGGAAGAGGACGUCCCUAUUUUCACAGGAGAAACGUUGGAGGGGAUGGAAUAGGACGUCCCUAUUUUCACAGGAGAAACGUUGGAGGGGAUGGAAUAGGACGUCCCUAUUUUCACGGGAGAAACGUUGGAGGGGAUGAAAUAGGACGUCCCUAUUUUCAGGGGAGAAACGUUGGAGGGGAUGGAAUAGGACGUCCCUAUUUUCACAGGAGAAACGUUGGAGGGGAUGGAAUAGGACGUCCCUAUUUUCACAGGAGAAACGUUGGAGGGGAUGGAAUAGGACGUCCCUAUUUUCAGGGGAGAAACGUUGGAGGGGAUGGAAUAGGACGUCCCUAUUUUCAGGGGAGAAACGUUGGAGGGGAUGGAAUAGGACGUCCCUAUUUUCAGGGGAGAAACGUUGGAGGGGCUGAGACUGCCACAGAAGCAGCCGUGAUCUGUUUCAUGUCCACCUGCAUGCCAAAGCAGAGCGGCUUGUUCCUUGCCCCGGCCGAACCCUCGUCCCACAGGCAUCUCACGUGAAGGCAGAUCUGCCCGACGGAACUGCCAUUAUCAAAUGCACUUUGAUUCAGAGUCCAGAGUUACACUUGCAAGGAAAGUAGAUAUCUCCUCUCUCACACACAUGAAUACAGAAACCAGGAAGGACAGACCUGCCUCGCCGAACAGCACAUAUCGAAGCAACGCGAUGGAGCCGUUCUCAUACCUGCCUCUGCUCCUGGGAAUCUUCUUUGCCCCCUGUGCCCACGGCCAAGGCGCCGUGACGGGGACCACAAACGGCUCCAGCGGUCUGCAGCCCUGGCUGGUGGGCCUUGCCGCCGUCCUCGGUUUCCUAGGCGUGAUAUUCGUGGCCUCUCUCAUCAAUCGCUUCUUCUUCUCCAAGAAAAAGGAUGGCGAAGGGAAGUCAAUGAGCACCGAACUCCGCCCAGGCAACAUUUACGACAACAUCGCCAUGGACCCAGAAGAGGGGAGCUCUCACGAAAAGGAGCUAGAUAGCAACAAGGUGACCAGCAUGUAAAGUCCAGCUUCGGGGGGUGAAGGACGAGGCCAGCAGCCGGGAGCCGAUGUGACUGGUCACAUGGUGCCAAAU